GGCACCUCUCGUACGUCGAGGUACCUGACUGCGACCGUACUCAUAUACCGCGCUGUGGCAGACUCCGUCGACCUUGCCCGCCAUGGUUUGGUGUCGUCUCUCCGGUCUGCUCGCUGUCGCCGCCGUCACCAGUGCCGCCCAGUUCCCACUUGUCCAGCCAAACGUGAAGGCACAAAACAUCCCAGGCAGUGGCUUCGGCGCAGACCAAUAUGAUGCUGGCUUGUUCACACCCCUAGGUGACUUCUCCACAUUGUCCACCGACGAGUUCACGACUCUCGGUCAUCCACUCUUCCCCAACUACAAUGUGCGCAUCAAGAAGUCGGACUUUUGUGAUGGCACCGUCGGAACAUACACAGGAUACAUAGACGUCCAGGCCAGGCAUCUCUUCUUCUACUUCUUCGAGAGUAGGAACGACCCCGCCAAGGACGACGUCAUCUUCUGGACGAACGGCGGCCCGGGAUGCUCUUCUUCUCUGGGUCUUUUCAUGGAGCUUGGCCCCUGCAGGGUCACCAGCCCUGACAACUCCACAUUCAACCCGUAUUCUUGGAAUGCAAACGCCAAUAUCUUCUUCGUCGACCAACCCAUCGGCGUUGGCUUCUCAUAUGCCGAGUACGGAGAGACGGUCAGCACGACUCCGGAAGCAGCGAAAGAUAUUGCUGCAUUUGUCGCUAUCUUCUUCGAACACUUCAGCCAGUUCAAGGGACGUGCUUUCCACAUGGCCGGAGAGUCAUACGGUGGCCGCUAUAUCCCUGUAUUCGCCGCGGAAGUCUACGACCAAAACACAAAACUUGUCGAGGCAGGCCUUACUCCUGUUAACCUGUCCUCUGUCAUGAUAGGGAAUGGAUGCACGGACUUCGCUACUAUGGUGCCGUCUUACUACGACAUGACCUGCAGCCCUGCUUCCGUCGCCCCCAUAAUGGACAUCAGCUCCUGUGUGCGCAUGAAGCAGGCAGUUCCGCGCUGCCAGGAAGCCCUGCAGAAGUCCUGCGUUGACAGGUUCGAUAGCAUGGGCUGUGAGGCGGCGAACCUCUUCUGCGAAGUGGAGAUCAGCGAGCCCUUCUUCGACACCGGCUACAAUCCCUACGAUAUCAGCAAGCCAUGCGAUGGCCCUAUCUCCGACACUCUGUGCUACCCGGUAACAAAAGCGAUUGGUGCUUAUCUCGACCGACCGGAUGUCCGCAAGCAGAUCGGCGUGGACGGGUUCGUGAGCGCGAACUUCAGCAGCUGCAGCAAUGAGGUGGGCGCGGCUUUCCAUGCGGCGGACGACGAGAUAUUCCCGACGCAGUUCUACAUCGGCGCGCUCCUCGAGCGUGGCGUGCGUGCGCUCAUCUACGUCGGCGCGAAUGAUUGGAUAUGCAACUGGGUUGGCAACGAUCGAAUGUUGUUGGACCUGGAGUGGACAGGGCAGGAGGCGUUCGUCAAGGAAUCGUUGACGGAAUGGACGGUUGAUGGCGCUGCUGCUGGACUGACGAGGAACGUCGGACCCUUGACGUUUGCCACGAUCUACGGUGCUGGGCAUAUGGUUCCUUACGAUAAGCCCGCGGAGUCACUCGAGCUGACGAAGAGGUGGCUGGCCGGGAAAGAGCUGUGAAGUUCCGUAUCGCGAAGCUCAUGGAGAUAUUUACUGGUACAGCAUGUACCUGACAAGUGCAAGGAGAUGCGGUCAAAGAUUGAUACGCUCGGUAUAUCUGUCAAACGACCGGCUCUCAGGCUACUCACUUUGGCUUUCCGCAUCGAUGGUGCCAUAUCCGCAGGGAG
Messenger RNA from Fomitopsis serialis, 1758 nucleotides. RefSeq names its product serine carboxypeptidase. Gene Ontology annotation, cellular component: fungal-type vacuole. Gene Ontology annotation, molecular function: serine-type carboxypeptidase activity. The record is from RefSeq and is a predicted model, not a curated record. The transcript is spliced from 13 exons. NCBI's taxonomy places the organism in Eukaryota, Fungi, Basidiomycota, Agaricomycetes, Polyporales, Fomitopsidaceae. Gene Ontology annotation, biological process: proteolysis. The coding region runs from base 83 to 1591 and encodes 502 amino acids.